Molecule: messenger RNA, 1852 nt
Organism: Cydia amplana
Lineage: Eukaryota; Metazoa; Arthropoda; Insecta; Lepidoptera; Tortricidae
Exons: 5
Coding region: 81-1760 (559 amino acids)
Cellular component (GO): cytoplasm; ribonucleoprotein complex; nucleus
Molecular function (GO): RNA helicase activity; RNA binding; ATP binding
Source: RefSeq, a predicted model, not a curated record
AAAAAGAUAGAUUCUACGAAAAAAAGUAAGAAGUAAGAUUCAUAAAUCUUGCUUUAUAACAGAGAAACUAUAUUAUUGACAUGGCUUCGAAAAUCAUUACACGGUUAUUAAAACGUCGUGGUUUAGCAAACCUAUUGUACAGUAAUUCAGCUCCUAUUUCUAAUGAUGCAGUUUUCUUAAACACAUAUAGACAUAGAACAUUUGCCUUGUUAUGUCCAGCAUUACAGAGACAUUCGCUAUUUGGUGAAAAUGCAACGAGACAUUAUAGCAUAAAUACAGAGCAAAAAGGUAUUGACGAUUACAGAAACGAACAUAAUAUUACAGUGUAUGGGGAGGAUGUUCCUAGUCCUUUCAUUGACAUAGAAGCAAGUGAGUUUCCAGAGUACAUAAAAACCUUCCUUAGUAAACAGGGCUUUACUAAACCAACUAUUAUUCAGUCUCAAGCAUGGCCAGUGGCUUUGAGUGGUCAAAACUUUGUUGGAAUAGCCCAGACAGGCACAGGCAAAACACUUGCUUUUCUCCUACCUGCAGUUGUGCAUAUAAAAGAAAAGACAGCUAGGAAAGGUAGAGGUCCUAUAGCACUGGUGUUGGCACCUACCCGAGAGUUAGCUAAACAAAUUGAGGUUGUAGCUAAGGAUUUCCAGAAACUGCUUAAUAUUAGAUGUGUAUGUAUCUAUGGGGGUGCAAGUAGAUCAGUACAAGCUGAGCAGUUGGAAGCAGGUGUGGAUAUAGUCAUUGCUACUCCUGGCCGGCUUAAUGACUUUCUUGUAAGCCGCACCACAAACCUCAGUAGGUGUACUUACGUGGUACUAGAUGAGGCUGACCGGAUGCUUGAUAUGGGAUUUGAACCACAAAUAAGACAAGCUUUGGAAGGAGUUCCCCUUGAAAGGCAGAUUUUGAUGUUUUCUGCUACAUGGCCUAAAGAGGUACAACACUUAGCAAAGGAUUACUUAGGCGAGUUUGUACAAGUCAAUGUUGGAUCCACUGAGUUAUCUGCAAAUCACAAUAUUAAACAGAUAGUACAUGUUUGUGAUCAGGAUAGCAAAAUGGACAAGUUCAAGGAAAUAAUGCACCAGAUAUCAGGAGAAGGCAUAGGAAAAAUCCUAGUUUUCACUAAUACUAAGAGAUCAGUGGAUCACCUCACUUUACAAUUGAAAAGGAAUGGUUGGCCUGCAGUUGGCACCCACGGGGACAAAACUCAACUGCAAAGAGAUACUAUAAUCAGGAGGUUCAAAACUGGUAACACUAACAUUCUUGUGGCUACUGAUGUUGCUGCUAGAGGAUUAGAUGUGGACGGUAUCACACAUGUAAUCAACUAUGAUUUCCCGCAAACGUCGGAGGACUACAUCCACAGGAUCGGCAGGACCGGCCGCUACGACAAGAAAGGCGAGGCCCACACGCUGUUCACAGAGGAAGAUGCGCGCCUGGCUAAGAGCUUGAUUGCAGUUCUGAAGGAAGCCAAUCAGGAACCACCACAGGAAUUGGACGAAUUGGCUCACAGCUUCAGCCAGUCUAAAGUGAAGGAACAGGACAGAUACUCCCAAAGAAACUCAUACAGCCCAAAUAAGAGAUUUAAUAAAUUCCGCACCAACAACAACAACUACAGAUACAAUAACAACAGCAGCAGAUAUAAUGAUGACGAUGAUGAUGAUGAUUACAACAACUAUAGCAAAUCAAACAACAGAUAUAACUCUAACAACAGAUUCAACAACAGCAGACCUAAUAGAAGGCCUAGAUAUGAUGAUGAUGAUAGAUUCUAAGUUCACACUUGGUUAUAAAUUUAUUAGUGCAUUGCAAAUUUUAUUGUACCUGUAGAUCCUAGUAUUGAAUAAUAUACGACACUUCCAAAAGG